Messenger RNA from Aricia agestis (brown argus), 1847 nucleotides. It is a transcript of the gene mRpS30, whose product is annotated as 28S ribosomal protein S30, mitochondrial. Gene Ontology annotation, molecular function: structural constituent of ribosome. Bases 116 to 1771 code for a protein of 551 amino acids. NCBI's taxonomy places the organism in Eukaryota, Metazoa, Arthropoda, Insecta, Lepidoptera, Lycaenidae. Gene Ontology annotation, cellular component: ribosome; mitochondrion; mitochondrial large ribosomal subunit. The transcript has 5 exons. Gene Ontology annotation, biological process: translation. The record is from RefSeq and is a predicted model, not a curated record.
AGUAAUUUGUGUUUGUGCUAAAAGUUAGGUUAGGUAUUUUAAUUUUUGUUACAUAAAAAUUGUAUCUAUUUCUGUGAUAUAUUUGAUUGAGUAAUGUUAAAGUAACGAGCUUUUAAUGAUGCAUUUGAUCAAAGCUAGAACGUUUCCGAGACUAAAACAAGUUGUAACCAGGCUCAAUUAUAGCACCGUUCAAGCACCAUUAGUGGACGAAAAUGAAUACACUGAAAAACCAAUUUAUCCGCCCAUUUUGGACAUGUCCCUCGAAGCUAGGAAGAGGAGGAAUAGACAAAAAACCUACGAUAAUAUUAAAGCACUGAACACAGUCGAAGAAAAACAAAUAGCAUUGAAUAUGCCCCGUUAUUACGGUUUUAAAUGUGUUUCUCUGAAUGAAACUAGAGUACCAUAUAAUGCACUGCCUCUCGUACAACAUUACACUAAAUCGCACCUAAAGAUAACAGAUAAACUUCCUGAUAUUUAUAACGAAACUUCUCAAGUUGCAGACUUAGUUGUACAAGAUAUUAAAUCACUUGUGGAAGAUAGUAUUUUGAUAGAAAAUGAAGGUGUUGAGCGUAAUAUUGUAACUACAGUUGAGAAACCAGAACAGACACAAAAAGUGGAUGCUUCCGCACAAAACAUUGUGAAACAGAUAAAUAGGAUUAUCAGCAAUAAUUUGACAGAUAGAGUCUCACAUAUUUUGUCUGCUCAGGUUGACUUUGAUCCGAGACACGAAGCAUUCUGGUUUGUUGGAGGUGUUCCAGUUCCGCCAACAGUGAAAAAAUGGAGGAAGCAGUUUCAUUGGAUGAAGUACAGGUUGGAUGAAGAAGUCGAUAGACCUGUGCAGUAUAUAGGUACUCCACUUAUGACUUUAAGGCACCAACUACCACUUAAACCAAUUGUCCCAUACAGUGAAGCAGAAAAUCCAGAAUUUAAGGUGCCCAAGUUCUCAUACCAUCCAGAAAAUGUUGGAUAUACAUAUGCCCAUAGGCAUGGCACUAAUAUUCCAGGGUAUUGGCCAGGAGAUUUAGACGAGUUCGGACUGCUGUCCUACCAUGGUACUGGCCAUAUUUUUGACAGAUUGCCAACAUUUGGAGAAGAGGACAACCUUGAAACCUUGCAUUGCCAAGCCAUCAAAGCCAGCUUUGGGUGGUUAUUAGCCCAAGCCAACUAUCAAGGGUUCACCACAUACAAUGACAUAACAUACCCCCUUGUCACACAAACUGUACUCACAAAUGGAAAAGAUUUUUCAUUUUAUCUGUAUCAAUUAAAUACCAUUGCAAUGAACAUCGAUGAAAUAGACAGUCCCAAACAUAACCUAUGUUUUGCAAUGAAACCAACAAAACUGUAUGACACAAUAGAAGAUGGAAAAGUGAAGGGAUUAAAUGAUGGGGUUCUAAAAAUGCUAGUACAGUUAUAUUUAAAUGAACCUGAGAAGCGUGAUCACGACAUGAAACCUUAUUUAGGGAAGGAGGAACAGUUUGUGGCUGAUAUUGAAGAUGACCAAAAGAGAUGUUGGUUGGAAAACCGAUAUAAACAGUUGGUGGCUAACAGACCCAGACAUUUACUGGUACCGGAGGUUUACAAUUGGGAACAAAUUUACAAAAUACAGCACAAGACCAGGUUCUUUGAAGCUAGACGUCGACCAUUCGAGUUGGACAUCAAUCCAAUGCAAAGAAGGCUAGAUGAACAUUUACCUACAUACAUACCCAAAGUUUUGAGGCCAUACCCAAGACACAAGAAGAAGUUUGAAACGACAUAUUAUCCUAAAGUUUAAAUCAUAAACAAAAGCUAUUUAAAUAUUAGGUACUUAUAGAUGUAAUUUGUUAUGAUCAAGAAUAUAACAAUUGAAU